Messenger RNA from Triplophysa rosa, 3195 nucleotides. RefSeq names its product suppressor of cytokine signaling 6b (gene socs6b). The record is from RefSeq and is a predicted model, not a curated record. The transcript is spliced from 2 exons. NCBI's taxonomy places the organism in Eukaryota, Metazoa, Chordata, Actinopteri, Cypriniformes, Nemacheilidae. Gene Ontology annotation, molecular function: 1-phosphatidylinositol-3-kinase regulator activity. Gene Ontology annotation, biological process: phosphatidylinositol phosphate biosynthetic process; intracellular signal transduction; protein ubiquitination. Gene Ontology annotation, cellular component: phosphatidylinositol 3-kinase complex. The coding region runs from base 434 to 2032 and encodes 532 amino acids.
CCAACAAAGAGACGACAGCAGCACAGAGAGCAACGCUAGCCAGCGCUAGCUGGAGAAAAGUUUCAAACGCCGAAUAUCCUCAACAUUUACAACCGUCACAACACACGCGAUUCAUGUACCGCAAAGCGCAGUCAUAAAGUGCCAUUAUUCAUUGGCUGUGUGAAAACAGGACUCGUUUCUGAGAUGUUGUAUGGCUUCAGGUGUCUAACGUUAGCUAGCCGUACAGUACAGUAAUGUCUCCUGAUGUGACGUCUUAGCUCUCCGGACUCUGAUAUGAAAUCUGCUGUAAGUUGACAGUAUAUUAAAGACACGACAGGUAUGACAGUCGUGUAUCAUAUGUAAUUAGCUAUGUGUGAGUGUUCACAUACAUCUCCUUCAUCACCAGAACAUUGUGCAUAAUCCCCCUCCAAAUUCUCAAGGGGGAGCCUUCAGAAUGAAGAAGAUCAGUCUGAAGACAAUAAGGAAGUCGUUUAACAUUAAAGGCAAAGAAGAAAGCGAAUAUGCCGUUUCACAGCCAGACCUGUCAGCCGAUUUCUCUGCUGAGGACUCUCUGUUUGGAGGAUGCUACAGCAAAGAUCUUGUCAGCGGUGACAUGGAUAAUGAGGACGAAAAAAGACCCAAAGUCCGGUCUAAGAGUGAGGGUCUCAUGGGCACCUUGAAAAGGAGACUGUCGGCUAAACAGAAACCAAAGGUCAAAGGUGGUUCUCCGUCUCUAGGCUCCAUAGAUGAUGGCACCUUCUCCUCCUCUUCUGCACCCAUUAGUCUAAGUGACAUGAAGUCCCAGCGUUCCACAUCCAUUCAUAUUCACCAUUACAGUCCCACCCCAUGGCCUCUCAGACCAGCGAACUCGGAGGAGACGUGCGUUAAAGUAGACGUAAAGGUGAACGCGUUAAUGGACUCUUCGCAUCCAAGUCCAGCUCUCGACAGUGUGCGCCGAGACUUCCUGGACCUCCAUAGAGACAGUCUGUUUGAAGAAUCUAGUAAUUCGCUGAAAAUCACCAGAUGUGUGCCAGACCAUCACUCUAACUCUGACAACAACGAUUUACAUCUUGAAAUAGAUGAACACAUGCCUGUAGUUCUUGGUCUCGCAGCUCAGGAUUAUAUUCAGUACACAUUGCCUUUAGAUGAUGGACUAUAUCCCGAUGAGGAGGGUUCACGCUCUUUUUGCUUAGACAGCGCCACAGCCAUGGAUGUUGUUCCACAGUCAGAUGGAUGCCAAUCUCUUCAUGCAGAUGAGGAGCCUAUUGAUCAGGAUCUUCUGUCACCAGACAUCUUCAUGGAGUCAUCCGUGAAUCAGCUCUUUUUAAACACUGCAAAUGUCUUGCUGCAGGGCUCCGCACUCGAAGCCCCUCUUUCUCCCUUGCUACCUCCGUUGCCCAAUAGUUAUCUCCAGAGAAGCUUCUCUGGGUUUGGCAGUACCCAUGCUCAGGUUGCAGAGAGAGUCAUGCACCAUCUCAACUUUGACCCGAAUUCGGCUCCGGGAGUGCAGCGGGUCUACGAUGCCGUGCAGAGCAGCGGGCCCAUGGUGGUUACAAGUCUCACGGCAGAACUGAAAAAGCUGGCCAGGCAGGGAUGGUAUUGGGGACCCAUUACAAGAUGGGAGGCUGAGGAGAAGCUAACAAAUCUUCCAGAUGGUUCCUUUCUAGUCCGCGACAGUUCGGACGAUAGGUAUCUUCUAAGCUUAAGCUUUCGCUCGCAGGGUAAGACGCUCCACACGAGGAUUGAACACUCCAACGGCAGUUUCAGCUUCUACGAGCAGCCCGACAUUGAGGGUCAUAUAUCCAUCGUGGAUCUUAUUGAUAAUUCCAUUAAGGAUUCUGAGACCGGAGCGUUUUGUUACUCAAGAUCACGCUUGCCAGGGUCUGCAACGUAUCCUGUUCGACUGACCAAUCCUGUUUCGAGGUUUAUGCAGGUGCGGUCACUGCAGUACCUGUGUCGAUUUGUUAUCCGGCAGUACACACGGAUAGAUCUCAUCCAGAAAUUGCCUUUACCGAACAAAAUGAAAGAUUACCUGCAGGAAAAGCACUACUGAACACAAAAUCUCAACUUUACCGGAUUUGGUUGCUAGUUGCACUUUUGGGACGACGAUACAGGUUUCGCAAAUAUUUCAAGGGUUUUGUUAUCAUUAAAUCACACAUCUUGUUGAAAGAAAUAGUGAUGAUUGUUGGCUAGGAUGUGUCUGGUAGAAUAGAUAAUUCAGUGGUUUGUGAAGAGAUGCAAUGGCAGAAUGUUGUUUGGAGUGUUUGGAUGUCAGUGUUGGAGCUUGUUCGCAUGUUCUCUAGAGUACUGUAGAGUUUUGUUUUUGUUACAGGAAUAUUGGUCCAGAUCAAGUGUUUAAUGCAUAUACCACCCUAUGAGAUAUUAGCACAGAACAAGUUUAUCGUAAGGUUCGCUGUAACAAUGCACAGAGGUGUUAUCAACACCCCAAUAAUGACUGCAGGUUUGGGAAAUUUGGUUUUGGUGACAUUCCUCGCCCCUUUUUUUAAAUGCAUAACUUUUGUUUUACUAGCAACUGCUAUGUCAUGACAUAAUCAUAUUCAAAGAGAAAAUGUACCUGCAAGUAUGCUAAAAUGAUGUCCUGUCUGUGGAGUUACAAUAUAAGCUAUAUUAGCUGCACAUGUUUGUGAGAUCUCAUUCUUACCCCUCUGUUUUACGUUAUUUAGCACAUGUUAUGCCAAGGAUAGAUGAUUCUGUGCCUCUCUGAAACUGAUCUUUGAUGCGAUUGAUUUUUGACCGUAUGAUUUGUCACUUAUGCAGUUACAUUAUAAACACAUCUGUCCUUCAUUUCCCCAUUGCAUCCUUUAGAUCAGUGGUCACCAACCCUGUUCCUGGAGAUCGACCGUCCUGCAGACUGCAGCUCCAACCCUGCUUCAGCACACCUGUCUGUAAUUAUCAAGCAAACCUGAACACCUUGAUUAGAUAGUUCAGGUGUGUUUGAUUGGGGUUGGAGCUGAAAUCUUCAGGACAGUCGAUCUCCAGGAGCAGGGUUGGUGACCACUGCUUUAGAUGGUCAUUAGAAUUCUUGGUCAUUGUUUUGAAAACAGAAAACUUGCCUAUUAUGGAUUAAGGUACAGGUAGACUAUUAAAUCACUUGUUUUCGGGAACAGAAUUUGCUUAUUGUUGUAACUUGAAUUUGUUCUUCAGUUGAAAUAAAAGUUUUAUAUGAAUAAUCAGACUCGUUCUAUGUAAAAUUGU